Molecule: messenger RNA, 1013 nt
Organism: Aspergillus ibericus CBS 121593
Lineage: Eukaryota; Fungi; Ascomycota; Eurotiomycetes; Eurotiales; Aspergillaceae
Exons: 2
Coding region: 362-934 (190 amino acids)
Source: RefSeq, a predicted model, not a curated record
UGAGUACCCUGUCGCGCGCCUCCUCCGCGUACAUGAUACCUUCCACAUGGUGCAACGAUCACGCGAACCCGCGAACCCUCCACGCGUUCAAAUCCCCCGGCCCUCCCCUAUACGGAACCCAACCGUCGCGUGAUUCUGAACAAGCCUAUUCACAUUCUCACAACCCACACUUCGCAGCCCGCAACCAUAAUCCACCCGCCAUAUGCGUGUACGCAACCACCAUAUCCCGCCGCCGCCGCCUGUAUAGUCAUAUAAUCUCCCCCCAGAAUCCUUCCAGCCGUUCCGCCACCAUGCCCUUCGGAUCGGGUGUGCCUGAGCCACGAGGAUUGCGGUUGCUUAGCACCCCAGGGUGACUCUGAGAAUGGACAGUCAACUUUCGCCUGCCAGUGCUCCCGUAUGGUCAAGCUCUGCCAAGGGGGCUGGCCGGAGUGUCUCUUGGUCUGCCGGUGAAGUAAAUCGUCUCAAGGACGUAGCGCGCUGUGUGUUGGACAUACUCCUUGAUAAUGCCUCCGCCAUGUCCUUCGGCACAGACUGUUCCGGGCCGGGGGUGUUGGGUGGGAACCGUCGGGGUUAUCAGCGGAUGCGUCGUCAGUUGGGGCCCGAAUCGCGUGUCGUAGGGCGUCAUAUCGGUUGUAUGUGCAUAGAGGGUGGGGUACAGUCUCGGCGGCCUCCCCGCGUUGAUAUUUGGUUCCGCCUUUUGGUCAGCCAGCGUUCAAUCCAUCCACGACACUCUAGCCAGAUAACCCGGCGAGAAAUACGUCGACGGAUAGACGGAGAUCGGGAAUGCGAAUGCCUCUCCUCCCUGGGAUCACUAGGUUGGAGUAUACGGGCUUGUCCUGCUGCUAUCAAUAAAAGGGGCUUCAACCAUUUGGAACCGCAACAUAUCAUGUUCCCGUCCGUCUGGUUCCGAGGUGCCGAUGGCUCUCCUUGGUGAUACAGGAGGAUAGCUAAACAAGGAGGAUCCCAGAUAGAGAGAGGAAACAGGACAUACUAGUAGAGAAGUUUUCCCUGGG